Molecule: messenger RNA, 2131 nt
Organism: Culex pipiens pallens (northern house mosquito)
Lineage: Eukaryota; Metazoa; Arthropoda; Insecta; Diptera; Culicidae
Product: pentatricopeptide repeat-containing protein 1, mitochondrial
Exons: 1
Coding region: 106-2082 (658 amino acids)
Biological process (GO): tRNA 3'-end processing
Cellular component (GO): mitochondrial matrix
Molecular function (GO): protein binding; tRNA binding
Source: RefSeq, a predicted model, not a curated record
GUGUGUUUGUUAACUUCGCAGUUCAAAGGGAUCUUCGCGUAAAUUUUACAAAAACUUGAUUAAUUUAAUCUUAAAAAAUAGUAAAGUGCAAUUAACCGCCUCCUAAUGGCCUCCCUCAUCGCUCGAACAGUUCGCCGCCAUCUACUGCUGCGUGCCAAGAUCUCACGCGACCUAACCAGUUUGCCACCCACUCUGAACCGGCUUUUCCCAACCGCCCGCCUAGUUCACACCUCCUUCGCUGCCUUCAACCGGACCAUCCGGGACGACGACAUCUCCCUGCUGGAGGCCAAACAAGACCCGGACACGUUCGGCACGCUCUCGCCGUCCGUCCCGGAACCGGAUCGGCUUGACGAGGGCGACUUGCGCGAGGAGAACUUUCUGCAGAACUUGCCGGCGAGGUCGCAAAAGUUGAGCACGAAGCAGUACGCGGAUCUAAUCAAGGGACACCUGAAGAACCGGCGCGUGAAGGAAGCGAUCGACGUGCUGGAGGUGCGCAUGAAGGAGGAUCGGGUCAAACCGGUGAACUAUCUGUUUAAUUUGGUGAUUGGAGGUUGCGCCCGCGUCGGGUACAGCAAGAAGGCCUUCCAGCUGUACAACAAGAUGAAGCAGCACGGGCUGAAGGUCACCGGAGGAACGUACACGUCGCUGUUCAACGCUUGCGCCAACACACCGUUCGUGGGGGACGGGCUGGAGAAGGCGAAUCGACUGCGCGAGAUCAUGAUCGAGAAGGGCUACGAACCGAACGAGUCGAAUUACAACGCCAUGAUCAAGGCUUACGGGCGUUGCGCGGAUCUGAAGACGGCGUUUGCGCUGGUCGACGAGAUGCAGGCGAAGCAGCUGAACAUCAACACGGAUACGUUCAACUUUCUGCUGCAAGCGUGCAUCAGCGAUGCGGAGUUUGGAUUUCGGCACGCGCUGCUCGUGUGGCACAAAAUGUACCGAAUGAGGGCCGUUCCGGAUGUUUAUUCGUUUAAUCUACUGUUGCGAUCAGUGAGAGAUUGUGGCCUCGGAGAUCUGGACGCUACCACGCAGGUUAUCGAGCAAAUCUUGACCGAAAGCCAACCAAAACUUCCCCAAAAAGAAUCAACCGAACCAGCACUUAUCGAAGAAAGCUCGUCAGACGCCCCCAAAGAACUUCAAACCACCCAACAAAGUGACGAAAUCGUCCCCGAAGGCACCCCAAACCUGCUAUCGCGUCGUCCCCACCUGGGAAGUCUCGUCAGCCUAGGCCAAGUAACCGAGCCACAAGAUCGACUCCUUCUCCUCGGCGGUGCGUCCAACUUCCUCGAAGAAAUGCUAAAACUAAACAUCCAACCAGACAUCAAAACGAUGACCGAACUGCUGGACGUCGUCCCACCAACCACCGUCGCCGAAAAGCAGGUCCUCUCCACCAUCCGGCGGUUGGGCAUCCGCUGCGACAUUGACUUCUUCAACAUCCUCAUCAAGAAGCGCUCGAUGCGGUUCGAUUAUGAGGGCGCGCGCGAAGUGCUCACGAUGAUACGGACCGCCCGCUUGGAACCGGACAUCGUGACGUACGGCGUGCUCGCACUCGGCUGUCGAACGCAGGACGAGGCCCGGGCGCUGCUCAAGGAGAUGGAGGAGGUCGGAGUGCGGGUCAACAUUCAAAUUCUCGGCGCGAUGCUUCGGCAGGGCACGGCCAUGAAGAACUUCCGUUACGUGACGGAAAUCCUGCAAAUCGUCAAGCAGGAACGCUUCAAGCCGAACGAGAAGUUUCUCGAGCACUUGGACGCGUUCAACAGGCAGUGCGAAAAGAUGGACAAAAAGUACGACAAAAAUGCGCGCCGAGCGGGUCGCGAGGAGUUCAAGCUGGAGUACAAUCGCUACAAGCUUAAGCUGGACCACUGGAUGGAUCACAUGGGGCUGAAGGGGUUGAAGUUGGACGAUGCUCGGGGGGUGGUGCGGGAACAUCCGUGGGAGCAGUUUAAGCAAUCGCAGGCGGACGGGUUUGAGGACACGAAGAAUCCGAAGCUGCGGCACAAGAGGAAAAAGCAGCACUCGAUUCGGAAGGUUCAAGUUGAUGAGCUCGGAGGGGGAGAGCAGAGUGGGGGGAGGCUGGAGUGAAUGCUGUAUUUUAGCUGGUAGAUUUAAGAGUUGAUAGCAAUAAAAUGUA